AUGGACUUGUCGCAGAUCACAGUCCCAGUGCUUCCAACUGCUGUUCCGAAUGCACACGCAACUUCUAGCACUCUGGCUCAUUUCCCGAAGACUCGCGAUGUGACCCAGCCAGUCUACGAGCCAAAGAGACAUGGCACAAAUCUAAACAUCAACAUGGACUUACCGGGUGACAAAGUAUUCCUCGAAUCCCACGUCAACGCGUACUUCGGGUCCUUCAGCACGAUUCCACAGUACGCUUUCCUCCACAAAGCCACCUUUCUCCGAGCUUUCCAUCACGACACUGUCGACCCUCUCUUCCUCCGCUGCGUCUGCGGUAUUUCCUCCCGCUUCCUCCAGCCCCAGUCCGAUAAUACCUACGUUUCCUCGUGGCUUCAGGAUGUGGAGGCACAGAUCUUUCCACGAUUGGGCGACAUGAAGGUACAAAAUUUGCAACUUCUCCUGCUACUGAUUUGCUGGUACUCGCUGGAACGUAAGAUCUCGAAUAUGUGGACCGCAUCAGCGAUGGCCGCACGGAUUGCGUACGGCAUUCGAUUAAACUACGAAGCGCCUGGGAAUGUGCCCUUUCUGUCGAAAGAGGUCCGCCGACGCCUUAUGUGGUCGAUUUUUAUGCUCGAUAAAUACUAUGCCGGUGGGUUUGGAGAGUUAACGCUUUGCAAUGCCGAGACCAUGCAUGUCAAUUUGCCCUGCGAGGAGAGGAAUUUCGAAUUGGAUAUACCGGUUACAACAUUUCCGCUGAACACAUCACCAUCACAAACCUGCAAGUCUGUUAGUGAUAUAGGAAUAAUGGGCCACAUGUCUCGACUCGUCCAGAUCCGGCACGAAGUGCUAGCGUACGUUCCUGAGAUGCACUCAAAGUACCAUCUAACAUCAAACAGAGUUACAAAACAAAUCAUCACCAACAAGGCCAACCCAUACGAUUCCAGAUCUGAAAUCCAAGCUCUAUCGACAAAGCUCCAAAUGUUCAUCGCAAGCCUCCCAGCACACCUCCAAAAUACCCUUCCAAACCUCCUCAGCCGUGCCUAUACAUCUGACAUAUGCGGCUACGUUGGCCUGCACACUCUCUGGCACCAAUGCCACUGCGACUUAUACAGGUUCAUGAUCCCAGGGAUCAGGGAAUCCAUCCCGGAAUACAUACUGCGCACGGUGCCGACAUCAUACGCAGACGAGUGUCGACGACUUUGUCUACAUUAUGCGAAUGAGAUGUGCAAAUUGUGGACAGAGACGAUGCGGGAGGCUGAUAUGAGCCGUAUCACGGAUCAGGCGAUGGGGAUUUAUGCAUACCAGUGCGCGAAUAUCCUGAUUAACUUGUGGGAUUUGGACUCUCAAGGUUGUAAACCGAGCGAUUGCGAGCUACGGAGGUCAUUGGCUGGUAUCGUGGGGCUUUUGGAGAGGUUGGCGGGGAUUUAUCCUAUUGUUGCGGAGAUUAAAUCCGAAAUAAAAUCACUCAUUGAUAACCUCGACAUCGUGACAACAUUCUACACCAGCCACAGCCAUACUCUCUACCAGCAGUCUCUGACUGCAACUUGGAGAGCCAGCCUACGGCAGCAUGGGACACAAGAAGGACAAACCACGUCUCGAUUUUCGCUGCUUGAGUCUCUGCACAAUCAGAAUAAAUCGGAAGAAUCCCACACAGAGGAUACGGACACGGUCAAUAUCGCGGCUGACACCCAUCUUCCAGGGGCUGGUACAACUGUGGAGACCACCUAUUGCCUCGAUGUAUCUCAACCUCCACCUUCCGAAGAACUUGUGACAGAUGACUUUUGGUCAACGACCUUGAAUUUGGACUUUGAUUGCUACGAUACGCGUGUGGAUCCUUUCUGUCGUGUCUUUGAAGAUUGGGCUCUAGCAGAUGACUCCUGA
This is a messenger RNA of Penicillium argentinense, 1860 nucleotides long. RefSeq names its product fungal specific transcription factor domain-containing protein. Gene Ontology annotation, cellular component: nucleus. Bases 1 to 1860 code for a protein of 619 amino acids. Gene Ontology annotation, molecular function: zinc ion binding; DNA binding. The record is from RefSeq and is a predicted model, not a curated record. The transcript has 2 exons. Gene Ontology annotation, biological process: DNA-templated transcription. NCBI's taxonomy places the organism in Eukaryota, Fungi, Ascomycota, Eurotiomycetes, Eurotiales, Aspergillaceae.